Molecule: messenger RNA, 6107 nt
Organism: Lonchura striata (white-rumped munia)
Lineage: Eukaryota; Metazoa; Chordata; Aves; Passeriformes; Estrildidae
Gene: GAD1
Product: glutamate decarboxylase 1
Biological process (GO): GABA biosynthetic process
Cellular component (GO): presynaptic active zone; cytoplasm
Molecular function (GO): pyridoxal phosphate binding; glutamate decarboxylase activity
Source: RefSeq, a predicted model, not a curated record
CCGGUGGGCCGCCCUUCCCCGCCCCAGCGGUCCCCAGCCCCCGUGCGGAGUGGAGGCGGUGGCGGCAGUCCUGUGACUCAUGCCUGCGUCGAAGCAGAUCAACUGGCGAUUCACGCUUUUAAAAAAGCAAAUCCGAGCACUUCUGGGAAAAAAGGUCAUCUCGCAUUAAAUUCCGCGGCGCGAUUGAUAUUCCGACGUCGUUUCUGGCAGAGUUUAUAAGCGGCGGGUCGCUCCCAGGCUAGAGUCGUCCUGCCAACCUGGACUACGGCAAUAAGAGUGUGCGCUCGCCUCCUCGCAAAUUCCUUGCUGCCCACCCCUCAGAGGAAUAUCGAGGAAAUACGAGCUCCGAGGACCGGGGCUUUUCUGAAGGGAUGGCUUCCUCUGCUCCCUCGUCCUCCAACGAUGCUCCGGACCCCACCCCACCUAAUCUGCGACCUACAACUUACGACUCAUGGUGCGGCGUGGCUCACGGGUGCACCAGGAAGAUCGGGCUGAAGAUAUGCGGGUUCCUGCAAAGGACCAACAGCCUGGAAGACAAGGGCCGGAUUGUCAGCUCUCUGAAGGAAAGGCAGUCCUCCAAGAGCCUGCUGGCGUGCGAGAACAGUGAGAAGGAAUCCAGGUUCCGGCGCACCGAGACAGACUUUUCCAAUCUGUAUGCCAGAGAUUUGUUGCCCUCCAAGAAUGGUGAGGAGCAGACCAUGCAGUUUCUGCUGGAGGUUGUGGACAUCCUUCUCAACUACGUGAAGAAGACUUUUGACAGAUCCACCAAAGUGCUGGACUUCCACCACCCACACCAGCUCCUGGAGGGUAUGGAGGGUUUCAACCUGGAGCUUUCAGACAACCCUGAAUCCCUGGAGCAGAUUCUGGUGGAUUGUCGGGACACACUGAAAUACGGAGUGAGAACAGGUCAUCCUCGCUUUUUCAAUCAGCUGUCCACAGGACUGGACAUUAUUGGCUUGGCUGGGGAAUGGCUGACAUCUACUGCUAAUACAAACAUGUUUACCUAUGAAAUUGCUCCUGUUUUUGUCCUCAUGGAACAAAUAACACUUCGAAAGAUGAGGGAGAUUAUUGGAUGGUCAAACAAAGAUGGUGAUGGAAUAUUCUCACCUGGAGGAGCGAUCUCCAACAUGUACAGCAUAAUGGCUGCACGCUACAAGUAUUUCCCUGAAGUUAAAACCAAAGGCAUGGCUGCAGUCCCUAAAUUGGUUCUCUUUACCUCAGAGCAUAGUCACUACUCAAUAAAGAAAGCUGGAGCUGCACUUGGAUUUGGAACAGACAAUGUUAUUUUGAUAAAAUGCAAUGAAAGAGGCAAAAUAAUACCAGCUGAUUUGGAGGCAAAAAUUCUGGAAGCAAAAGAAAAGGGAUACGUUCCUCUUUUUGUAAAUGCAACUGCAGGCACAACAGUAUAUGGAGCCUUUGAUCCAAUACAGGAGAUUGCAGAUAUAUGUGAAAAAUACAACCUCUGGCUCCAUGUAGAUGCUGCCUGGGGGGGUGGACUUUUAAUGUCCCGAAAGCACCGUCAUAAAUUGAAUGGAAUAGAAAGAGCCAACUCAGUCACUUGGAAUCCACACAAGAUGAUGGGAGUGUUGUUACAAUGUUCUGCCAUUCUUGUCCGGGAGAAGGGUAUCCUUCAAGGCUGCAAUCAAAUGUGUGCAGGCUAUCUCUUCCAGCCAGACAAACAGUAUGAUGUCUCCUAUGACACUGGAGAUAAGGCAAUACAGUGUGGUCGACAUGUAGACAUUUUCAAAUUCUGGUUGAUGUGGAAAGCAAAGGGUACAGUAGGAUUUGAAAAUCAGAUCAAUAAAUGCCUGGAGCUGGCAGAAUAUCUCUACACUAAAAUCAAAAACAGAGAAGAAUUUGAGAUGGUUUUUGAAGGGGAGCCAGAGCAUACAAAUGUAUGUUUUUGGUACAUUCCUCCAAGUCUCAGGGGCAUGCCAGACUCUGAUGAGAGAAGAGAAAAGUUACACAGGGUGGCACCGAAAAUCAAGGCAUUGAUGAUGGAGUCAGGUACCACCAUGGUUGGAUAUCAGCCUCAGGGCGAUAAAGUCAACUUCUUCCGAAUGGUCAUCUCAAACCCAGCAGCAACUAAGUCUGACAUUGACUUCCUCAUUGAGGAAAUCGAGAGACUGGGGCAGGAGCUGUAGUGGUUGAAUUAUUUAUUUAUUGAAUUAAUUAUUUUCCAGCACUGGCUAUUUUUUAAACCCAGUUCUGCAGAACAUGUUUAAAGGAAAUUCUCUCUCUGUAAGUUCCAAUCUCCUAAGACAUCCUUAAACAAAACAACUAUAGACUACUGAAAUAUAUAUGUAUUGGUAAAUCAUAUUAUUGAGGGAAAAUGUAUUAUCUUGAAGUUGAAGUACUAUUGACUCUUACAUUGGUCUUGUUUAUUGUAGACAGCAGAAAAUUAAUAGGUAUUAAAAUAGCAAAUUAAGAACUCUGCACAGUAUAUAUGUACAGUAUAAAUAAAUAUAUAUAAUUAUAUAUAUACAUACAUACAUAUAUAUAUAUAUAUAUAAAGUGGUUAUAAACUUAGAUCAAAGCCACAGCAUGUUUUCCACUUUAAGAAAAUUAAGUUUUCCUUCAACAACUUUGAUGUGGAUAAUGUGCUACAAGUUUUUCUGCCAGACAGAAAUAGACAUAUAGAAACAUUUCUAAAAUGUAGAUUCUUAGGAGCUAAAGAAAAUGUAUAACAGUAUUCUAUCUUAUUGUUGGUGCUUUUCUCACAUACAAAACAGCAAUCUCUAAGAGCACCUUUGAGUAAAAUAGUUGUAUUAGCCCUUUAGUGUCAAAUCAGGGGAUGACAGUAGCAGAGUCAUUGUAACAGGUAUAUUGCUGUAUUUUUAGAGGUUAAUUUGUGUAGAUUGUGUAUAUUAUUGUUAAAUUUCUUUGUGUAAAAGGAUUUAAAUGUAAUAGUUUUACAGCAAGAUAACUGUUUAAUUGUAGGUAUCUGAAAUAUUUGCUUAUUUAUAUGCAGAGAUUUACCAUGCUGAAGAGUUGUCUUGUAUUUUCUUCUGUUUGUAAUGUAACCUAUUUAUAUAUUAUUGAAGCUCUAAAUAAUGUUUAUGGUAUUUUAGUGUCUUUGUGAGCCAAAGAAAAAAUACAAAAAUAUUAGUUGGCACUUUUGUUUAAAUCCUAGUGCCCUUAAAGUAAUAACUUACAGAUAAUUUUCCUGAAGAUAAGGAAUUCUGACACUGUGUAUAGACUAUCAAAUUAUGGGAUCCCUUUAAUCUAUUAGAAUUAUUAGAAAUUUCAGUUUUAUUUAUUGUAAUGUCAGACUGUUCAGUGUUCUGAAUGCUUUUGUAGUGAGUAUUGAUUGCUAACCAAGGCCCCUGUUUUUGAGUUUUAUUUCAGAACUGGCCUCUGGCCAUUUUAACUAAAUUCUGUGGGAGUUUUAACCAGCAUCAUUCUUUUAGUGAAAUGGAAUUCACUAUCUAUUUGGAGUUUAUAAAAUAAAUAAAACCAAAAGUAAACUUAGUAUCUUUUAAUACAGCUAGCUUGUCCCAAUAAUUUCAACUGGUUAGUCUUUUCAAAGUAUAGACACCAGAUUCAUCUGCAGCUUGAUCAAUCUUAAUCAUUAGAUAAUCAGUAUUACUGAAUGGAAAAGUCCAUACUGGAAACAGAAUAGUGGAACAAAAUGGAGAUUCAAUAAUCCUCUGUUCACUGAGUUAGUGUCAUGGUGAUAAAUGGAAUAUGCUAAUUUCAAGUGUUUUCAUAUGUGAUUCUUUGCAAAGCAGUCAUUAAUUGCUUUUUCCCCCUCCACUUCCAUAAUAAAACUGAAUUAUUUUAGAAACUUUCAGUGAAAUACAGUCAUGCCACGCAGUUUUUGCAGCCUCUCUGGCCCCUGUCAGUCCUGUGGAAGGACACCUAGAGACAAGAGAGAUUUCCAUCCUGCAGGUCCCACUGGCUGUCUUUUGAGGAUAGUGUCUCAUAUUUGUGGCUGUGUUAGCACAGAGAGAAGGAAGCAGCUUUUAUGGUAAAUGCUGUAUCCUACAGCACAUCCUUUCCAGCUUUUCCUAGGACUCUUGCUUAUUCCUCUUUCAUAACCUUCUGUAAAAUCUUCAAAUGGAGUUGAACCUAAAAAUUAUAGUAAAUUUGUCGCUGACCUUUAGAUUUCUGAGUAUGACUUUCUAAAUAGAUCUGUAUUGUUACUUCAUAUCAUUAAACCCCCUAGUAAUCUUAUCAAUAGAGUAUUUCUUUAAUUAGAUUUUUUUUCAAGACAGUGUAGUUGGUUUCUUGCCUUCUUGAUCUUAAACCUCAAUCUUACUCAAUCAUAAGCCUACUGUAUUACUGUGUGUUCAAUACUUGACAUUUCCUGAUGUAAACAUCCAUGCUGAGGCCUGCAGUACAGAUGUAGUUGGCAUAAACAUUGACUUAAGUUCUAACUUCCAUAAUAUUGAAUACCAUUCUUUAUAGAUACCAGCUAUUCAUCAAAACUAGAAGACCUCUCGUUGAGAGCAGUUCUUAGAGUACACAAAGAAGUUUGUUUUGAAGAAUCACGUCACAUUUUUAUUUUAGACUUCUGUCUGAAAUCUGGUUUCAGUUUUACUUUAUUCAAAGGGGAGCUACAGAAGAUUGAAAAAAUUCUUUCAGUCCUUCUUGUUUAUGAGAAACAAUAUGAACUAAUAUAAUUAAUCCGAGGAUGUAUAACUGGUGACUUAGCUUCACUAGAGGAUUUUAUGUCUUCCACACAAACACCAUGGGUCUUAUGAUUUGCACCAGUUCCUAGGUGAUUUCCUCCACCUCCCUUGUCAAUAACUGUAUUACUAAAGCUCUAACUUCCCCUCAGUCCUCUAAACUUAAUAUUUUAACCUCAUGAUCUGUAUCCAGAUCACCAUUUUAAUACUCUAAUAAUAGUUUAAUGUAUCUGAGAUGUUAAUUCUCCUUGAAGCAUAUAAUGAGGUGAAGAGAACCAUCUUCAUCCUGAUCAUGAAGCUGUAGGCAGGACCAUAAUGCAGCUGACUGGCAUUCAUACAGCAAGCUCCUGUUCUGCGACGUAGUCAGAGACAGAUCUAAAACUCCUCAAAGCAUAUAUAAUAUUUUGCUCACUACAAUUUCUGCUUCUUCCUUUAAUGGAGUAUCUUGUUUUUUGAAGGUCAAAGUAUCAAAAGUUCUUCCUAUUGCCUUUGAUGGUUUGCAGCUAAGUGGGAAUAAUGGAGCUCCUCCUGCUUGUUUUGGAAGCAAGACAGUCAAUGCAUAGGUGUUGUCUCUAAAGAUACCCUCUGCAUUUAUCUUGAUUUUCUGCAGUAUUGUGUCUUGACACAGAUGACCACAAUUAGAUUUUUGCCAAGAUUUUGAUACUAAUACCAGAUUCUGGGGUGUUUUCCUAUUACAUAUACAUUAUCCUGUGUUCAGCAGGCACCGUGCUCGUAUUAAUUUCUGACUUGAUUAACUGAUUUUAACAGAGCAGCUAUAGUCAUUAGUGAGAAAAUUAAUCUUUUUUCUUAUUAGGUCGUUUCCAUCUGAGUAAUAUGCCACAGCUUCUCAGACUAAUGCUAACCUGGAACUUUCCUUCUUUAAAUCCAUAUACUAUUGACUGUGAGAGAUUAGGAUGUAUGGAUAUACAGGAGUAUUGACUAAUGUAUACCAUUUUAAUUCCAGGUGAGCAAGUUUGUUUUUCUGAGGUUUAAAAUACACUCUGAGGUAGCAAUUUUGCCUUUAAAAUCACAGGGAAAACCACUGUAACUUUGCAUGAGUGAAUUCAGAUCAAUUAAACAAUAGGCAAGAUCUUAGCUGAACAGGUAGCUGCAGUGCUUAUGAACUGAUAUAAUUUAUUUGGAAAAGACUGACCAGUGGGUAAAAAUUAAGAGCAGCUGGUCAUUUUGAAUGAGAAAAAUUGUGAUUGUGUCAUUAAAGGUAAUUUUUAGAGAAGAUAGAUUAUCCCAUUCAUGGCAGACAGCCAGAAGCAGGGGCCUUGGGAAUAAUCCAGAAUUUUAAAAUCAUCAUGGAGUUAGCUCAUAAUCUGUUUUUUGAAUGGUGAAAACAUGAAGAGAUUUUUUAAACAGAAUCUCUCUUUUGUGGUUUAAGAAAUGUUGAAGUUAUAAAGAAGUUAUGCAAUGCAGUUUUAAUUUUUCAAUAAAAGUUUAUCUUAAAAAUUGCUAAUUUUUCUCAGA